Messenger RNA from Eremomyces bilateralis CBS 781.70, 860 nucleotides. RefSeq lists its product as uncharacterized. The record is from RefSeq and is a predicted model, not a curated record. The transcript is spliced from 2 exons. NCBI's taxonomy places the organism in Eukaryota, Fungi, Ascomycota, Dothideomycetes, Eremomycetales, Eremomycetaceae. The coding region runs from base 1 to 750 and encodes 249 amino acids.
AUGUGGGGGAAAGCCCUAGAGAAGGGCAACCAGAUGAUGGAGAACUUUCCGAAGCCAGUGGAGGAGUUGGACCAGUUUUGUUGGCCGCCGAACCCCGUAACGGGGGAAGAGAAAAGGUCGCAGAGCCAGAACGUCGAGAUCGCGGACUUGUCGCAGUGGGGAUGGGUGAUGGAGGAGUACCCCAGCUGGUUCAUCGAUGUUGGCGAGAUGGAUGAGAACUUUGACGGGUUGGGCAUCGACGUGUACAUUCCGGAUGGCAACGAGGCGGGCGAGGCUGCGUAUUUUGGCUGGUACGCAGGGGAGACGACUCAAAUAGGGGGAUUGGAUUUGGGUUUGAGAACGACUAUAUGGAGCGUACAAAGGGCACGUUGCAAGCAUCCUACAACGUCAAGACAGGGCCGAUCUACGUGCGAGCGUUCACCAGUCCCACAACCAAGGCAUAGGAGGAAGAAGGCAAGGACAAUCACGCAUACACGCCGCUCCGAUUCAUGUCCGAUACACAGUAUCUCACGUGGACUGUGGUGGGCCAACAAGCUCCCGCCGACGGACAAACUUGGAACCGACUGGUAUGGACCAUCCAAGUCUACGCCUCGAACAAGAUCAGUGCCGAAAUCGCCUGCAAGUGCACGAGCAUGUUCGGAGAAUAUGAGGCCGAUCCACUGUGGCCGGGCGAGAUAUUUAGUAUCUCCGACACGACAGAGAGGGGGGGAUGCUUCAGAGGAUUGUUAUGUUCUCCGAAUGGCCUUCUGAUAGGGUAUUUGAUCAUUCGGCAUAAGAAUGAUCUUUCGCUCUGAGAAGUAGACAGUAUAAGGAUCGUGGAGCGGAAUUGGAUCUUUCAUAUUCGCUGGCUGGGGAGAGAG